Hydractinia symbiolongicarpus is the source of this 396-nucleotide messenger RNA. RefSeq lists its product as uncharacterized. Bases 1 to 396 code for a protein of 131 amino acids. The record is from RefSeq and is a predicted model, not a curated record. Lineage: Eukaryota; Metazoa; Cnidaria; Hydrozoa; Anthoathecata; Hydractiniidae. The transcript has a single exon.
AUGGGCAAGGCAAGAGUCACACCAUUAAAACCAAUUACUGUCCCACGUCUCGAGUUAUCUGCAGCUAACACAUCAACCAAAGUAGCUACGCAGCUUAAAAUGGAGCUCAAUAUUAAUCUAUUGUCUGAAGUUUUCUGGACAGAUAGCAAAGUUGUGUUAGGCUAUAUAACAAAUCAGUCAAGGAAGUUUCGUUUGUUUGUGGCUAAUAGAGUACAGACUAUUCAUGAAGCUUCCAGUGUUGAACAAUGGCGUUACGUUUCGUCUUCUCAAAAUCCUGCUGACGAUGCAUCACGUGGUCAAACAGUCUUCAACUUUAUAAAAAAUGGCCGUAGGUUAUCUGGACCCAAAUUCCUACUCCAAUCUUCUUUUGAUCAAAGAAGGAAGAGAGGAACUUAA